Molecule: messenger RNA, 5167 nt
Organism: Trachemys scripta elegans
Lineage: Eukaryota; Metazoa; Chordata; Testudines; Emydidae
Gene: FBXW10B
Product: CMT1A duplicated region transcript 1
Exons: 13
Coding region: 174-3683 (1169 amino acids)
Molecular function (GO): protein binding
Source: RefSeq, a predicted model, not a curated record
CAAACAGCAGCGUGUGAUGUGGCUACUUCAUCCAUCGCAGGGUUCAGCCAGUUUCUUAGUAUUAUUUUUAUAAUGUCACAGGAUGGAAGUGGACGAUUAGAAAGCAGGUUAUGUUUCUCUGCUUUUCCCACUGCCCAGCUCAGUGCCCUGUUUACUGAAUUGGAUCUGAAACAAUGAAAGAGACCUCAAAGGACCAGGAGAGCCUGGAAUACAGGCUGGACUGUGCUCCUGAUCUGCGGUGUGAGAAGAAAACAGAUUUAGUGCCUGUUUGCCAAAUUUGUGAGACAUGUGUCUUGGCUUGGAGGGUCUUCUCUACCAAAGAGUGGUUCCUGCGGGCCAGCGAAGUCUCCCAAAGGAAGUUCCUGGUGGGGAUCGUGAAGCGAUUCAACAGCCUGGAUUUGCUAAACUAUGCUGAGAAAGUCCUGCAGACCUCCCACGGGAAGGAUUUCACUUUCAGCCGGUCCCGAAUCACCCCCAGCCUCAAAGAAGACAUGACCACGUCCACUUCUGACCGGGCUUUGAAUAUAGUAACUCUAGAGAAAGCCAUGUUGGAGACCUGGAAGUGGUUCAAAAACUGUUCCUACUGGACUAAAGCAAACUACACUCUGCUCUUGCUUCAGAUGUGUAACCCUAAGUUACUGUUUAUAGCUGCUAACCUGGUCAGAGUCCUCCUGGUCAGAGAGCAGAGUGCCAGCUCAAAAAGAGAAACAGAGGACGAGAAAGACAAAAUCACGGUGGUCUUCACUGAGACCCAAAGCAGCUUCAAGCUAGAGGAACACACGAAAUCCAGCUCCCAGGUGCAAUUGCGACCCACAUCUCAAUCCUUCCUGACAUCUUCCACAGCCCUAGAAAGUGGGGUCUCAUCAGAAGGAACCAGCCAGUUUAGCGAUAUAGGCAUAGGUGUCCAAGGGCAGAUACCGUGCUUCUGGCCCAGAGACCUGGCACACAUGCAUUAUGAGAGAGCUGCGUCAGUGGAUGAUGAUAUAUCCUCCAUGUCUUCAAUCGACCCAGCCUCCGCCGUUGUCCCUGCAGCUUUCCAGUCAGCCUCCAAUGUCAACAAGUAUAAGGACUUCAUCCGCUGCCUGCCGACCCAUCUGUCCAAGUACAUCCUGGGGUUUCUGGAUACAAAGAGCCUGAACAGGUGCACUUCUGUGAACCAGCACUGGGCUUUCCUGGCCAAACAGGUCAAGCAGGAACAUCUGUCGCAUAGCCUAGUCGUGGAAGAGAUUGUGUACUUGCAGGGGUCAUGUCCUAGGGGAGUCAUUCCCAGCUAUGCUAAAAUGACCAAUGUUGUAAUUCCAAGGAUAAAUAAAGACGGGGACAUCAUCCCAGCAAGAGGCCGCAGAUGGAAACGCAGAGGAAAGGAGGAGAACAACCUACAGGCGGCUUAUCAUGGCCAGAUGACUGAAACUGUCCAGCUGGAGGAAAGAAACAUCUUCUGCGGCUCCUAUAAUGUUCGUGUCCUUACAGACCAGUCGGAUCCACACAGGGUAAUCCACUACAGUGGUGGGAACUUGCUUGCCAUUGGCUCACUGGACCGCAAAGUCAGGUUCCUUGACGUGUUGGAGCUGAAGGAAGUGCCGCCUGUGAUCAGUGGCCAUGCUGGGAGCAUCAAGGCAGUGUUCCUCAAUGAGAAGAAAGGGUUCGUGCUGAGCGCGAGCUUUGAUCUCAGCAUCCGAUGCUGGAAUAUAUUCACUGGGGCUUGUGUGAAGAUCCUUAACGGUCACUCGGGGACCAUCACCUGCCUGGACGUGUACAAAAACAGGGUUGUGUCAGGAGCAAGAGACUGCAUGGUCAAAGUGUGGGAUUUAAGCACCGGGCGAUGCAUCAAAACUUUAAAACACAAAGAUGCCAUUUGGACAGCUAAAAUCAACAACACCCACAUUGUGAGCGGUUGCGAAAAAGGGUUGGUGAAAGUGUGGCACGUUGAUACAUGUGUGUUGAUCAAGACCUUAGAAGGGCACCAAGGCCCAGUAAAAUCCCUGGCCUUUGAUCAAUGGCAUCUAGUGACAGGAAGCUCUGAUGGAUUUGUCCUGGGAUGGAGCAUGGUGGGAAAACAUAAGCGAUGUCUAAUGGCUUUCAGGCAUCCACAGGAAGUCCUGUAUCUGGCGUUUCUGUAUCUCCGAGUCAUCAGUGGCUGCGCUGAUGGAAAAAUACGUAUAUUUAACUUCCUGACUGGAACCUGCCUGAAGGUGAUGAGGGCCAAUAGCAGAGGUGACCCUGUGGUGUCCUUCUGCAUUGUAGAAAAUAGGAUGGUGAUCAAUGCUCUGAGCAGUGUACUGAUGUUCCAGUUUGAGGAUGUAGAGUGGGACUACACGCUACAGGCCGACCGAGAGGAAGUAACAAAGGAUAAGGAAAAGCACAAAGAAAUCAGGGUCAGAGUGCAGCCCUAUCCGUAUGUUCGUGCUCAGCACAUGAAACGGGAUGCAGCCAGCCACAGGAAGAUAUAUUAUUCCGAGGAGAAACCAGAUGAGGACCAGAUAAUGUUGGCAUACCUGAUUCGCCGUCGGUCAACAAGGGGUUCCGGGACACCUUCAGGAUGGACUCCCAUCACAGGACAGCCUUGGGGAAGCUUGCUCUGCUGCUCCUCAUGCUGUGCUUGUUCUGUGGAUAAACAUAGAAACUCAGUCUCCAGGACUGUCACUUUAGUGCCCAUUAUCAGCCCCCUUUGGGGAUUCCAUCUCUCCAAGGAGGAUCAAACAGGCUACCACCGCCACCAGCUCACUGUAAAAUCACUUCCAUAUAUACGUAUCUACACAGAGUCAGAUAUUUUUUUCUUUUCUUCAUGUUUAUCUUUGGAUAUAGAUAGUGAAUCUGGCUACGACUCUCCGGUCCAUGCAUCUUCACUCGCUGAAAACGCAGAGGCCGCUUUACAGCGUAUAAAGAAACGAGGCCCACAUUGUCUCACUUCUCCUGACCAGAUCCUCCUGACUGUUAGCACGCUGCAGCACGCCUACAAGCCAGACCAAGUCAGCUCCAAUAUGCUACCCCUUGCAAAAAUCAGAGAUGUCGGGGGACCUCGGUUGGGCCCCCAGGAAUGCCCUAAAAAGAUGUUGUCAUACAAAAUCCCUAAGCAAGAGAAAAAGGAUCAGUCCACCCAACUCAGAAACAUUAAAUCAGCCAGUGGCUCUCUGACUAUGAAAAGAACGUCCACACCCUUUGAAACCAAAAGACUGCAGCUCAACUUGAAGAACUCUUUGCAUGGAUCUGCAGUGCACUCUUUCAUUCCUGCUCCCGUGAUUGUACGCUCCAAGUCAUGCUGCAGUUUGCCAGAAGAGAAGAAGGUUCAUACUGGCCAUGGCAGAGCCACUUCCCUAUCUGAGGGUGGGGCUCAGUUGAUUGGCCACUUAACGAGCUCAUCUGAAUCCAUCAAAUCGACACGCAUGAUGAUCGCACAAACUAAAAUUGAAGCAGGGCCCCGGAGAGAAAGUCCCCUCUUCUUACAAACCGCAAAUCCUUACCGGCUCAACACCGGGUUCAGGCUUCUGACAGUGAAGCAGAUGAAAAUGUAUGAAGAAGCUACAGCUGUUGAGUAUCAAGCUCACCGAACAAAACGUAUAGCAGACCAGCAAAAAGAGUGCAGGAAGGCCUGGUUAAAGAAAAUUAAAGGCCUCCCUAUAGACAAUUUCACCAAGGAGGGAAAAAUAGCUGCCCCCGAACUUGGGCUUAAUGUGUAUGUCUGAGCGAAGCUCCUUAAGGCACACUACCAACUCUUUUAAAGAAAUAAAUGCAAACAAAUAGAUGGGAUUGGGGGCUUCUUGGGUUGCUCAAAUUGUUUGAUUCAGCUCUGAUCCCCAUUUGAGGAUACCAUCUCAUGGCCUUCAAUGUUCUGUUGGGGGAGGGAUUAUAUAAGGAACACUGCAUGACUCUUCAAGAAAAUAUUGACAUAGUUAAAUAGUCCUCACAACGGUCUAUGAGAUUAUUAUUCAGCUGGGCCUAGUGUUACUGUAGACUGAUUUAAAUGUGAUCAUCAGCAUCUCCCCUUGUGAUCACCACACAGUGCUAUUCUUGCAAGUUUUCCUCAUGAGGCCUCAGACAAGCUCCAAGAGGCUGAUCAUCUGACCUAUGUUUUGAGCAAGGGGUGCCUGACCCUUGCAAUCCUGGGGGCAAUUCACCAGGUGUCUGAGCCACAUCAAAUGUGCAUAUUUAUUAUACAAAAUAAAUGUAGCCAACCAUAACAAUUCUUUGUACUUGUAUCUUCCUUGUUGGACUGUAAUUGAAACUGCUUGUUCUGAGAGAGAGAACUGUACAUACAAGCAGACAGCAUCAAGGAGCCUUGCACAUCUCUACUCUAGCAUAGAUUGCUUCCGUACUGAAAAAUUUACAUGGAUUUUCCUAUGAGACCAAUUUUAUUAGUGUCAAGUUCACCCUGAAUAAAAGGUCAGCACAAGGCCUUGCCUUGCUUAAAUCUUACUUUGACGGCUUAAGAGGGAUGAAAAUAGUGUAUAGGCCUAGUGCUGGAUCUCUGCACAGGGGUGAAUUUCAUCCUUAUCUUCCCUAGAAAUUUAGUUGCAUUUAAACUUGAUUUUUAACAGUUGAGUUAGUUAACACACUGCUGACAGUCAGUGCAGAUGUACGAGGGCUUACCCAUUGGUAUCUGACACAAUGUGGAACACAAUUUAUCCUUGCGGAUGCUGACCAGUAAGUUGUUGUCAGCACUGUCACCUAACUCAAGAUUAAAAAUCAUGUUUAGACAUGAUUAAAUUUCCUAGUGAAGACAAGUGCACCCUUAGAGUGCAUGAGACCCUCUUCCCAUUGAAAGGAUUGGACCCAGUGGAUUGACUAUAGGAAUGUGUCAAAUUACUUAGACCAUGGCUUUAUAUUUGUUAUCUGCAAGGCACAGACAACCACAGUAAAUGGAUUAAUCAGUCAACUCAGGGUUCUUAUAUAGCAUCAGGACAUACAAUUUCAGUGUGUUCAACUGUGCUCAGCUCCCUCUCUCAGCUGCAAUAUUUUCCUCCACCUGUAGUUUACAAAAUUAAAUCACUUUUGGUUUUAAUUAGAACUUAAAUGGACACCAUUAACCUCAAAAAUCAUGUUAAAUCCCUUGUCGGUCAUGUGACCUGAGAUUAUUAAAUUGAACUAAUUUUUAAAAAUGUAUUUUAAGCUCUACAUUUCAUUUUUGUUUGCAUUUCACUUAUUUUGGAUGCGGUAAUUAAGUUGGUUG